Molecule: messenger RNA, 2018 nt
Organism: Tarenaya hassleriana
Lineage: Eukaryota; Viridiplantae; Streptophyta; Magnoliopsida; Brassicales; Cleomaceae
Exons: 4
Coding region: 355-1773 (472 amino acids)
Source: RefSeq, a predicted model, not a curated record
AAUUUUAUUAUUAAACAACACAAUAAUCAAAGCAGCAAAAAGACUUGGGGAAUAUCAGAGUUUUGAGAUUGAAGAACGGACAGAUCAAUAAAAGAUUUGAGAAUUAAAUUUUUGAACUUUCGAAAGAAACCAGUAGAGUUUUGAUCUUUUCGCCUUCUUGAGCUUAUUUUUCGUGGGGAUUAUUUGUCUCCCAAAGGAGACAUCCGUACAGAAACUGCGGAGACCCGGUAACGAUUGCUAUUGAUCGUCGGACCUUAUCUGAGUUCAUAAACACUUGUGUUUCAGAAACAAGCAUCGUGGCUUAAGGCCGUUUUGCUUCUGGAGAGAACCUUUUCGGAUCCAAUAUAUUGUUUCAUGGCAGGAAAUGGCCUGCCAACACUGGGUCGUGUCAAGCUCAGUGAUCUAGCUCCCUCUGAAGGUCUUCCUCCUGAUUCUUACAAGUUAGCUGUCACGACGUUAUCGCAGUCCUUGGCCCAAUACUCUGCUGCGGUUAUUCAGUUUCCUGCCGGCGACGGGGCGCUCUUGAGAUCCAGUCUGGAUUCUGCCCGGCUCUACUUUCACCAGAGAGAUUCAUAUCCUGCCUCCGAUAUGAUCCACUCGAAUGAUUCGCGUGAGUGGUGCAAGACGUCUGGUUACUAUGCAGAUCCUCAGUUGUGGCAGGAGAAUUAUGACUACAGACCUGGUUUGACCCCCACUGAGCCCAAUAACUCGCUGGAGUUCCCUCCGGCGGGUUUGCCCGAUACAUUUGCUCUACUUGGAAAGGCGGCUCGGCUAGUUCUUGAUGCCAUUGGCUUCUAUUUGAACCUGAGAAGCUGCCCGUUUUCCGAGAUUCUUGAUAACAUUCCCUUGAGGAACCGUGAGAUUUCGUCCUCUGUGUUGUCAGUGUGCUGUUAUGCAAGACCGUCGUUCCACGGAGCACAGCACCAUAACAUAUCGGAGGACGGUCAGCUUAUCAUGUACCCUGACCAUGACCACCAAGUAGACAAGAGUCUAAUAUCGGUUAUGAAGUCGGAUAAGGCUGGGAUGCACGUGAGGGACAUGCAUGGCCGAUGGGUUCUAGUGGAUGCGGAUCUCGGCCCUCAAGAGGCCGUCGUGUACCCGGGGCUUGCUGUUUACCAGGCUACAGCAGGAUACGUAAAUCCUGCCCUUCACAGGACAGAAAUAAACAAUAUGCAAGGGAAUAUAUACGGGCGAUGCUCCUUGGCCUUCAAACUCAUGCCUAAGUCCAUGACCAGUCUCAGUUGCUCGGAGAUGAGAGCAGCUGGCCAUGGAGUUGAAGCUCAAUUCCAGCUCCCGGUUUCAGUUGACGAUUUCAUGCAGAGAUCACACUCCAACGACGAAAUCUUCAACAGACAGAGUUUGCAGAGUUACAGUGUUCCUCAAUCCCAGGAUGGAUCUAUGAAGCAACUGGCGAAGCGGAGAAAAAGUGAUUCAAGAAGCAAACCUCUACCGCCUUCAAAGCGGCUUCGGUUAGAGGCCCAGAGAGUUCUCAAGGAACGAGUUCAGGAGAUUGCGGAUAAGAAAGGGAUCAAACUCCGAUUCUGCAGCCUGAAAGACUGCGAGAAUCAUCAUCAUGCACUGGACAGCCCUUGUGCCAGUAUAAGAAUGGAGAUGGGCUGGCCACAUGGCGUGCCGUUCGUUCAUCCUCACGACCUUCCCAACAAAGCUAAAAUCGGAUUUCUUGAAGCCUAUGAGCCCGGAUGGACCGCCACCCAUGACAUGGAGCUGAGCUUGACCGAAACCACGCAGGGCAACCAACACAUGACCAGCUGAGACAUAUUCAGUUCUUUCUCUGAUGAUUCAGCAAACAAGACAGUAACUUGAGACACUGGUUCAUCUUCUGUUCUUUACUGUUCUGUAACCAUCCAGGUCAGUUCCCAGUGUCAGUGAUUUGGUCUGCGUGUAAAACGAGAUGAUGGAAGUUUCUUACUCUGUCUCAUUAUAUUGUAUGCUAAGAUGCAAACCACAACUUGUCCAUAAUUAAGACAGAAUAUAUUAUUAAGAUUAGAUGUGUCUUA